Messenger RNA from Cyprinus carpio (common carp), 1500 nucleotides. Its product is annotated as voltage-dependent anion-selective channel protein 2-like. The transcript is spliced from 10 exons. Lineage: Eukaryota; Metazoa; Chordata; Actinopteri; Cypriniformes; Cyprinidae. The coding region runs from base 137 to 985 and encodes 282 amino acids. Gene Ontology annotation, biological process: monoatomic anion transmembrane transport. The record is from RefSeq and is a predicted model, not a curated record. Gene Ontology annotation, molecular function: voltage-gated monoatomic anion channel activity. Gene Ontology annotation, cellular component: mitochondrial outer membrane.
GACGCCAGUACGCAUGCGCAGUUUGUCUCCUUCACUUUAUCCUGUACUGUAGCAGCACAGGACACACUAAAGCUUUUGCUUUGGUUUCGCAUCAUCAUUUUAUUUCUAUCUCAACAGCAACUAUAUCCUCGAUAUAAUGGCUGUUCCUCCUGCAUACUCAGACCUGGGAAAAGCGGCCAAGGACAUUUUCAGCAAGGGUUAUGGAUUUGGGAUUGUUAAAUUGGACCUCAAGACUAAAUCUCAAAACGGAGUGAUGGAGUUCAACGCAUCUGGAUCCAACAACACGGACACGGGAAAAGCCGGCGGGAGUUUGGAGACCAAGUAUAAGAUGAAGGAUCUGGGAUUGAGUUUGAACCAGAAGUGGAACACAGACAACAUGCUCAGUACAGAAGUGUCUGUGGAAGACCAGCUCAUCCAGGGGUUGAAAGUGGCCCUGGAUACAUCUUUUGUACCAAACACAAGCAAGAGAAGCGGUAAACUGAAGACUGGCUACAAGCGUGACUUGGUCAAUGUGAGCUGUGACAUUGAUUUCGAGGGUCCGGUUGUGCACUCUGCAGCGGUUCUGGGAUACGAAGGCUGGCUUGUGGGCUACCAGAUGGCGUUUGACACGGCCAAAUCCAAACUGGUGCAAAAUAACUUCGCUCUGGGAUACAAGGCAGGAGACUUCCAGCUUCACACCAGCGUUAAUGACGGAGCUGAGUUUGGAGGAUCUGUCUAUCAGAAGGUCAGUGAUCAGCUGGAGACGGCCGUCACUUUGGCCUGGACGUCCGGCAGCAACAACACACGCUUUGGCGUUGCUGCAAAAUACCAGCUGGAUAAAGAUGCCUCGCUGUCUGCCAAAGUGAACAAUGCCAGUCUGAUUGGAGUUGGUUACACUCAGAGUCUUCGACCUGGGGUGAAACUCACUCUCUCAGCCUUGAUCGACGGAAAAAACUUCAACACCGGCGGACACAAAGUAGGACUGGGGUUUGAACUGGAAGCAUAGCUGUCGUAGUGCAAAAGCCACAGAAGAAGAGGGACCCAAUCCUCAUGUUGUCCCUCCUACAUCACACACUAGCACUCGAUGACUAAAAACACUUAGCGGCAUGUUGACAGUUUUUGCAAGUUUGUGGGAGCUGAGUGAUUCAAUCUCAACCGGCCGUAAGACCUGGCCUUCUAAGGGAAAUAUUUGCAGAUCACCUCAUUUAUUUAACCAAAGCCGUAUAUUUAGGUAGAGCACCUGCAGCAAACCAAAUUACACAAGUAGCGGUAGAUUUGCGAGCUUGGAGUGUAUCUCUGGUGAUGUCAGUGCAUGCUAAGCACUUGCGUUUAAUUUAUGGUGCCGGUGAGCGAAGGUCAUAAAUUUGUAUGGUUGAAGCUGAGGUUAUUUCUCAGGAUGCUGCAUUAGAGCGAUGUUGCACUUCUAGGGCUUUAGGCUUCACAGGAAACUGAACAAACAGCAUGCGUAUUUUUAGAGAUUGCAACACUAUCUUUCGGCUUGAGAGCAACUCUGUAUUGAGG